CAGCUCUCUCGCUCGCAGCUCGGCGGGCGGCUAGUCCGCCGCUGACUCGGAGGGAGACGGGGAGCGCUGGCCGCGGCGCCGCCUGAGGGAGGCUCGCCGCGCGCGUCCCGGCGGCGUCCGUCCGAGGCGGGCGCGGACUAUGAGAAGAUGGUCGUGCAGGCGCGGAGCAAGCACCGAGAGGCGGCGGCCGCUCCCCCCCGCGCCUCCCCGCAGCCGCGCCGGGCCGUGGGCGCCGGCGAGCCCGAGCUCGAGCGGGAGCUGCCCGGCGGCCGUGGGCUCCCGGCGGCGCCCCCCAGCGGCGGGCGGCGGCCCGGCAGGAAGGGGCAGCGGCCCGAGCCCGCGCACCCCCAGCGCAGCCUCCUGUCCCGCGUGUCGGCGGAGCUCCGCGCCCGGCUGGGCCCGCGGGGCCGGACGUGGACCACGCUGCUUCUCGCUGCUUUUGCUGGGAUUUUGCACUGGAGUCACAUAACAAGUCUCUUUGAAAAUGAUCGCCACUUUUCUCACCUCUCAACACUGGAAAGGGAGAUGACUUUUCGCACCGAAAUGGGACUUUAUUAUUCCUAUUUCAAAACCAUUGUAGAAGCUCCUUCAUUUUAUAAUGGAGUGUGGAUGAUUAUGAAUGACAAGCUCACGGAAUAUCCUUUUGUGAUUAAUACAUUGAAACGGUUCAAUCUUUAUCCAGAGGUAAUCUUAGCCAGUUGGUAUCGCAUUUACACCUGGAUAAUGGACCUGAUUGGUGUUCAGACCAAGAUAUGCUGGACUGUUACCCGAGGAGAAGGGCUUAGUCCUAUAGAAAGCUGUGAAGGAUUGGGAGACCCUGCUUGCUUUUACGUCGCAGUGAUUUUUCUAUUAAAUGGACUAAUGAUGGCUUUGUUUUUCAUUUACGGCACAUAUUUAAGUGGGAGUCGACUAGGAGGCCUAGUUACAGUAUUGUGCUUUUUUUUCAACCAUGGAGAGUGCACACGCGUGAUGUGGACCCCGCCUCUUCGUGAAAGUUUCUCAUAUCCAUUCCUUGUACUUCAGAUGUUACUUGUGACUCAUAUCCUCAGGGCUACGAAUGUUUAUAGAGGAAGCUUGAUUGCACUCUGCAUUUCAAAUAUCUUUUUCAUGCUUCCUUGGCAGUUUGCUCAGUUUGUCCUUCUCACUCAGAUAGCAUCAUUAUUUGCUGUAUAUGUCGUCGGUUACAUUGAUUUAUAUAAGUUAAAGAAGAUCAUUUACAUCCACAUGAUCUCUCUUGCACUUUGUUUUGUUUUGAUGUUUGGAAACUCAAUGUUACUGACUUCUUAUUAUGCCUCCUCUUUGGUGAUUAUCUGGGGCGUCCUGGCAGUGAAACCGCAUCUCCUGAAAGCAAAUGUGUCUGAACUCAGUUUAUGGGUUAUUCAAGGAUGUACUUGGUUGUUUGGAACAGUCUUAUUGAAGUACUUGACCUCUAAGAUCUUAGGCAUCGCCGACGAUGCUCACAUAAGCAACUUGUUAACAUCCAAAUUCUUCAGUUACAAGGAUUUUGACACUUUAAUGUACACCUGUGCUGCAGAGUUUGACUUCAUGGAAAAAGAGACUCCGCUGAGGUACACGACGACAUUGCUACUUCCGGUUGUUCUUGUGGUAUUUGCCGCGAUUGUUAGAAGGACUGUCAGUGAUAUUUUGUGUGUGUUGUCUAAGCAGCGUACACAUAUAAGGAAACACCAGUUUGACCAUGGAGAGUUGGUUUAUCAUGCAUUGCAACUAUUAGCUUAUACAGUCCUUGGUAUUUUAAUUAUGAGACUGAAACUAUUUCUGACACCGCACAUGUGUGUCAUGGCUUCUUUGAUCUGCUCGAGACAGCUCUUUGGGUGGCUCUUUUGCAAAGUGCACCCCAGCACCGUUGUUUUCGCUGUAUUAGCCAUCAUGUCAGUGCAAGGCUCUGCCAACCUGCAGCACCAGUGGAGCAUCAUUGGGGAGUUCAGCAAUUUGCCACAGGAGGAGCUCAUUGAGUGGAUCAAAUUUAACACCAAACCAGAUGCUGUUUUUGCCGGUGCAAUGCCCACAAUGGCAAGUGUUAAACUUUCUGCACUACGACCCAUUGUUAACCAUCCACAUUAUGAGGAUGCAGGCUUGAGGGCAAGAACAAAAAUUGUUUACUCGAUGUACAGUCGAAAACCAGCAGAAGAAGUGAAGCAGGAAUUGUUCAAAUUAAGAGUGAACUAUUACAUUCUCGAAGAGUCAUGGUGUAUAAGAAGAACCAAGCCUGGUUGCAGUAUGCCUGAGAUAUGGGAUGUGGAAGAUCCUUCCAAUGCUGGCAAAGCCCCACUAUGCAGCAUCUUGGUAAAGGACUCGAGACCUCAUUUUGCCACAGCAUUCCAAAACAGAAUUUACAAAGUGCUGGAAGUUAUUAAAGAGAGAUAAAUGCUGCUUGAACCACUGUAGGAGAAAGAACCAUGUUAGAAAGUGUUGUUUAAUCUUUUGCUAUUAACUCAUUAAGAUCGUUUCCAUUUACAUCUCAAAAGUUUUAUAGGAAAGUUUUCAAAUAUAAAACAUUUUAGUUUAAAAAAGUUGUCAACCAGAUAAUAAUUACUUUUAACUUUAUUACAUAAUUUCUGUUAAAGUCAUGCCUUUGAAAUUUGCUAUGCAAAUUAUCACAUGCUUACAUAUCCCAUGAACAAAUAUCCGUCCUACAAAAACUGAGUAAGGGGCCUGUGUCGAAGAGACGGAAGAUACUGACUGUAGCCCUGAAAUAGGGCUGAUGCUGGGAUCCUCUGCCCCACUUCCCCUCUUCAUCCUUCCACACUUCCAGUACUUAAUCACCCUCUCCUGCCAGAUGGUGAACAGGGCAAGGGGGAGAUGAGAAAAUUCAAGGCGGUAGCUUAGGCUGGUUGGUAGGAGCUCUAGUGAAAAGAAUUGGCCAAGCAGCCAUGAAGAGUCCUCUCUAGAGGAGAAUUUUCUUUGGAUUUCAUUUUCUUACGUCCUCACUGUUGUCCAUUGCCAUGAGCAAUCCAGUGUUCCCUGCCUCUAAGUUAAUUCAAACGCUUUUACAUAGUGGUUAUGAUUUUUGCCUGUGUUAUCAUUGAGCAACAGGCUCCUUAAAAUAUUAACCAUUAUAAUACAUUUUUUUCCCGUACCUUACUCAUUACCUGAAUAUUGGUAAGAUUUCUCUACAUCUGAGAAAUUCACUUCUUCCUGAAAACCUUGUAAAUAUUUUUUUUACUUUUUCAAUGUACUAAAUAUAUUUCAUGGUUUUUAGCCAUUUUUAAGCUUACUAUAUUUUUAGUUGCGAUAAGGUGCAAAAAAAUCUUGAAAGUCUCCCAAUAUAUUCUAUA
This is a messenger RNA of Trichosurus vulpecula (common brushtail), 3296 nucleotides long. It is a transcript of the gene DPY19L1, whose product is annotated as dpy-19 like C-mannosyltransferase 1. The record is from RefSeq and is a predicted model, not a curated record. Gene Ontology annotation, molecular function: mannosyltransferase activity. The transcript is spliced from 22 exons. NCBI's taxonomy places the organism in Eukaryota, Metazoa, Chordata, Mammalia, Diprotodontia, Phalangeridae. Gene Ontology annotation, cellular component: nuclear inner membrane. The coding region runs from base 148 to 2385 and encodes 745 amino acids.